Molecule: messenger RNA, 1069 nt
Organism: Schizophyllum commune H4-8
Lineage: Eukaryota; Fungi; Basidiomycota; Agaricomycetes; Agaricales; Schizophyllaceae
Exons: 4
Coding region: 57-980 (307 amino acids)
Source: RefSeq, a predicted model, not a curated record
UAUCAUCUUGUGCCUCCCUCUCGAUUUAGAUUCAAUUAUCGCGCCCUCUCUACCCUAUGGCGACAACCGGCGGCCCGCGGUAUGAUUAUGCGCUUGUUCACGAGCCAAAAGGCACCUCCUAUCGGGGAAAACCCCACCGAAAUGGCUUCUCCCGGCUGGGCGAGUACAAGGACAAACACGACGAGCGGACCGCGCACGAGAGCGCGAUGUUUAUCUUGAGUAGGAAGAAUAGGGCGUUGCCUGCCAGCCUGGAUGCCAUGAAAGCAGCCGCGCAGAAAUACCGGCGGUUGGACAAGCCUAUACAGCAGGCUUCGCUGGAGGAGGUUUCCGCGAGGUUGGGCGCGGUCAUGGAGACGAUCCAGAAGCGCAAGAAGCAGCAUGCGCGCGAUAUGCGAAGUUUGUACGAGUGGCACGCGACGGUGUAUAGGGAUGAGAUGGAGGACAUGCGCCGCUGCAAAGACGAAUACAGUCCGAAUGCAACGAAGGAGACUGGCCGACUGUAUGCGCAUAGCCGCUUGCCGCGGGUGAACCCUACGGUCCGCUCGUUCAAUAGCGUCGUCGCACAACAUCGCUGGGCCUACUUGAAGUCUAUGAUUCCGCUUCAGCGCGAAGUCAAAGACCUCGAGGAAGCCCGCAUCAGGAAAGAGGAGGCGCGCGUUGCGGAUGAGCAGCGGAGACGAAACGAACUCGAGCGUCAGCGUAUAAUGAAGGAGAAGGCCUUCCCGACGAGUAUCGAUGACUAUCACGCGAAGUCGCCCGCCGUACAGAAGCUAGUGCGGGAGUACUUGACGGAGACAUAUCCUCUGCGCAGGACGCGGAUGAUCCAGCAGCAUAUGUGGGACAAGGAGGCGGCCGAGAAAAUGUUGGCCAUGAUGCAGAAUAAUCCAGCUUUUGCAGCGGUCAUCGCGGCCGCGAAGAUACAGGACGAGUAUGCAGCAUCUUCCAACGUUACGAGGGAUCCGAGGCUUGCGCGUCGAUAGAAUCGAAGGGCUCUUAGGGAGUACAAUAUGUAUACCUUAUGUCUGAAUAUGUGAUCUCGCGUAGAUAAUGUAUGUCUGCUGUUUCCCGA